This is a messenger RNA of Cheilinus undulatus (humphead wrasse), 5151 nucleotides long. Its product is annotated as carboxypeptidase N subunit 2. Bases 141 to 1709 code for a protein of 522 amino acids. The transcript is spliced from 2 exons. Gene Ontology annotation, molecular function: protein binding. The record is from RefSeq and is a predicted model, not a curated record. NCBI's taxonomy places the organism in Eukaryota, Metazoa, Chordata, Actinopteri, Labriformes, Labridae.
AUGAAACCCCAGCUGGUCAAAGGUUUUUUUGUGUUGCCUCAUUCAUUCGUGUUGUUGUUUGCACUUUGUGUCAGCUGGCUUCAAGAUCCACAAGGAAAUCUGUUUCAAUGCUGCAGGAUCUCUGUUACAAUCAGUGAAACAUGGGUAAAGAGUUUGGUCUGGCUCUUUUUCUGCUGCUUCUCUGCCAAAGAGGAAACACACAGCUUCAGUCUUGUCCAUACAGAUGCCAGUGCUUCACUCCCGUCCAAGUUCUGUGUGCUGAAACAUGGAUCUCAUCUCUACCCAGAAACCUAUCUAGGCAGGUCACUGACUUUAUUCUCAUGACAUCAAGCGUAAGCUACCUAAUCCCCAAUGCUUUUGAGAACAGCCCCCAGCUCACCAAACUUAUCCUGAUGAAUAAUGUCCUGAGAAGUAUUCACUCUGAGGCUUUCUCACAGCUGACACAGCUGCAGGAGUUGGAGAUCAGUGGAAACCAUCUGCUGGAACAUUUAUUUCUGGGGACUUUUUCAAACCAAGGGAACUUGAUCAAACUGUUUCUUAACUACAACCAGUUUAAGAUGAUGCUUCCUGGCAUAUUUGACCCUCUUAAGCAGCUUGAAACUCUGCAAAUGAAAGGAAACAACCUAUCAGAUCUGCCUGAAUUUCUUUUCCUGAAGCUCAACAAUCUGCGUGUCCUGGAUCUGUCACUAAAUAAGCUAACAGAAGUAAAAUGGGAAUCCCUUGCUGGUCUUGGAAAGCUGGAGACCCUGAAAACAAACUACAACCUCAUCAGCAAUCUAACAUCCAACAUAUUUAACAAUUUUUCCCAGCUGGUAGAACUUCACAUGGAAGGGAAUAAAAUAUCAGAGCUGGCUGAUGGUAUCUUCUUUGCUUUGACUAAACUAGAGGUGUUGAACCUUCGAGGAAACCUUCUCACUAGCUUCAGUGACAACGUUUUUGGCUUCAAGGCAUCAAACUUGAAAGAGCUGAACCUUAAGGGCAACAGACUGGCUCAAGUGUCCUCUCUGAGCAGUUUUACAUCACUCACUGACCUUAUCUUGUCCUCUAACCAGCUCUCCAACCUUCCUGAGGACAUUUUCAAUAACACCACAAUGCUGGAGAAUCUGGACCUGUCUGAAAACCACCUCAGCUCGCUGCCUGGAACAAUCUUCCAAGAACUAUUUUCAAUCAAGACAAUUCACCUGAACAAGAACAACCUAAGCAGAUUGGAGGCAAACCUUUUCGAGAGCCAGCUGUUUAUGCAGCAGCUCUACCUGUCCGACAACAGACUUGAAACUGUCCCACCGGGCCUGUUAGACCCUUUUGUCAUGCAGUGCACCGUAAGACUGCAUGGAAACCCCUGGAAAUGUGACUGCCACAUGUUUUAUCUGCAUGACUGGGUGCUGAAGAACGCCUUGGACAUAGAGAUGCUGGACCGGGUCCUCUGUGACAGUCCCAAUUUUCUGCAAAGACAGACAGUUGCCUCUAUCAACGAGGACCAGCUGGUGUGUCAGGUGUCCAAAGAAGGGGUGCCUGAUCUCAGAGGCUGCAGCCUACAGGCUUCUAAUGACAGUGUGACCAUCAAAUGUAGGGUGAAUAAAUCCUCUCCAAUGACGGUGAAAGUUCAGUUUGAGGAGGAUGACGGCAGAUUAACAGAACAUGUCUUAACAAAUAAGUCUGGACCCUUGAAAUGUGACAAUGAGACAGUAACUGAGAGUCUACUUGAGUAGUUUUUUGCAUUAAUUUGUGUUUGUUGCAAAUAAGAACUCAUGCAUUUGCUCUUUCAAAUGGUCACAUUAUUUCUUCUGUCAAAGUCAAUACUGCAAACAAACCUCUAAGUCCAGCUGAUAACUGGCUCACAUGCUGGAUGAUAAGAAAAGUGCAUGAACCCAUUUCCUGUAAAGUUUAAAGUACGAUCCGCUAUUAUUGCUUAGACGGGCUUAGCGACAUCUCAUUUGCUUAGGUUAUAGGUUGCAAUUCCAAUUGAUAUCAUUGAUUCUCUUAUUUAUGUAUUUCACUCUCUUCCAGCACCUAGAUAAACAAUCUGUUGGUGUGAAAUAGGACAAACAUUCAGACGAAAAGGGCAGAAAAAUGAAGGAAUGAUUGAAAAUCAUUUUGCAGGUGUGUUGUAUUGUUUAAAGUCAUUUUGGACUCGCUGCCUGCAUGUUUGAAUAUGAAGACUACAUCUUUUAGACAGGAAUUUUUUGAAGGAAGUUGUGUUCAACUAAUAAGAGCAAUCCAUAUGGGAACUUUGUCCAAAUGUUGCUGACCUGUCCCUUUCUGGAUGAAAACAUUCCAUCAAAAUAUAAGGCUAAAAAAUUCAGUCUUUAGUGUAUUAAAAGCUUAAAAUACUGUAUAUAUUUUAAAAAAGCACAUCUUAGCAGUUACUAUUAUGAGCCCAAAUCCAAUGACCAGUGAGUUAGGGGCAUAGUCACUGUGGAGAGCUGAAAAACUGGAGUGGUGCAGUGAUGACGAGAUUUUGUUGGCAAAUCCUGGAAGUUAAGGGUUCCCUUGGCGGCGAGUCUAUGGGAUUUUUCUAUGGGUUUCUGGAUUAUUGUUGAAAACAAAAACUGUGUCCAUUAAAAGUUUAUGAAACUUAUGUUUUGGUCAUAAAGAUAAUCUUGAUAAAUGAAUAACAUAUGCAUCAUAUUUGGUUCAUAAAUAUAAUCAAUGAAAAUAAAAAGCUAAUGUCCCGUUUUAUUGAACUACAACACAGUCGACUAAAGUUAGCGUCAACACCCGGGGUGUCAUGCAGACGCGAAAAGAUACAAGAUUCAAAAGUGGGGCACUUUACAGAUAUAUUUUAAUUUGUAGAAAAAAAUGUUAAAAUCUCUUGAGCUUGUAAUCACCACAGACCUUAUUUCAGGCAUUUAACUGAAGGCUCAGUCAAAAAUCCAAAAGACUGUCAGAUGAAGGAACCAGACGUGCUAAAAUGCUAGCUUGCUUUGGCAUUUAAGGACUCAUUCCUGCACCACUCUUUACAGUUUGACUGCUCUUAUCAAAAUUCAGAUCCUUCAAUAAAGUAACAGUCGCAACAUAAAAGACUACGUAUAGAUAUUCACACACCUCAACAGGAUAUUGAAUCCAUACAUAUUAGACCAUAUCCUUUUAAGUUCAAAUAUCUGAUUAAACUAGUGACCACAUGCAAACAGCUAACUUUGUCACUGUGUCCCAAAUCACAUACUUCUGUACUAAAUACUAAAUUAUUUGAGUACUUACAAGUGCAUUUUUUCCCCUCUGAGAAGUAAACUUACAUGCAGUAUACUGGUGCACACAAACAAGUCCAAGAACAAUAGAUACUUCACACCCUUAAUGAGCGCCACAUUUGUGGCGUAGCCAAUGUUGUACACAGCAUGCAGGUGUGCUACCUAACGUUAGCAUCUGCUAGCUAGCUAGUGAGCUGAAGCGUUAUUAGAAACGGCAAUACAUUUCAAUCAAGAAAAAGGCAUUCAAGGCAAAAUAAGUUAAUUUAAUUGGAGCGAAAAAUGUUAACAUAAAAUAAGUUACAUGAUCUUGAUAAUGAGUGAAAACAGCCAUUAAAUUUUGAUCAUAAUUGUGUAACGUCUGUCAGGCGUCUGCUUUUAGAAAAUAAGUUGAUGAAAACAGAGGCUGCUAAACCAAUGUUACUUGCAAUUUGGGAAAAUACUAACCUGCCAUAAGUAAGUCAUUAUUGCAUUUAAGUGCAUUACUGCCUUUACUGCCCAAGUUCCCAACCUGGGGGUCCGAGACCCUCUUGGGGGGGCACCAGAGCUUUCAGGGGGGACUAAGGGUCUUUCUGCUCUGAGGUCAUAAAUAUUGGGCUCACUCAAACUAUCUAAAAUCCUAAUAAAACACAUAAAUGGUUCAUACAAAAAUCUUUUGGUAAUACUUGUGUUUUGGCUAUUUUGCUGGCUUUAAAUGUUGAAACAAUUCAAAUUGAUGUGUAUUUUUGAAUGCAAUAGGUCACUUUUUUCUUUUGGGUCGUGGGAGGCCAGAGCUCUUCUUAGAUAUGUGAAGGGGGGGCUCGAUGGAGAAAAUGUUGGUAACCACUGUAUUACUGUAUACUAACAUUGUGUGAGAUUUGAGACACACUGAGAACUUAUUUAAAAGUUAACUAGCUAACUUUACAGCAAGCUAGCUAGCAUUUCUUUAACAUUACUGUUAAAGAAGCUAGCUAUCAUCUGCAUUGCUAUUACCAUUACUAUUGCCUUGCCCUAAUGAAAAAUACAACUAUUCUGCCUCAAAUCUUAGCUGGGCAUUAGCUGGUAGGUUAAACUGGUAGGCCAGCUUGUCAAGCUGAAUUAACUGGAGGUCAGCAAAGUAAAAGUAACGUGCAGUACGGUCAGUUUGCAUCACUUAGCUAGGUAACAAGUAGCUAACAUUACACUUGAGCUCUAAUAGAAAUGUCUGGUAUUCUGUUGGAUUUUUACUUAUUAUGGUGUUACAGUGAACAAGGUAAAGCAACUUUAGGCUACUGGGAGCUAGCUGACAUUACUAUUAUUUUGCUAAACAGAUUAUAUUACGGUAACCGGCUAACUUUACUCUUAGCCAGCAUCACGCUGCAUUUAUCUAUUUAACAUUAGGCCAUAAUUUAGCCAUUCAUGUUGAACUUCUAGGCUAGCCUGUAAUGAAAUAUCAGUGAGACAGGGGUGAAGUGUUGUCUGCUGUCGUCCUUCAACAUUCCAUUAAAAUGUUUGGUUUUUUUCACGGCCAAAUGUCUUUUUGGAUCUUCUUUUUUUAAGUUGCUGAUCAACCCAGAGGGAAUAAAGACUUCUCAAAUGCUGGCUGUGUUUAUUAGCUAACUUGCACUAAGACAUUGUAACAGCUAUGUAAUCAAUCUAUUUUAUUCUAUUUCUAUUUGGCCACAAAUGUAAAACAGCUCUGCUAUGUCAGUAGUAACCUUAUUUAUUUUGGUAUAACAGUGAAUUUAAAGCUGGUCAAGGUGGGCCAAAUUAAAAUUUUAUUUCUAUUAAAAGUGCUGUUGAGUGAUGAUAUAAUUAUCAUUUUUGUAUGUAAUACAAAAGUAUUACAGUAAAGAUUGUAUAUUUUAAAGAAUAAUAAAGUCAUAUUUAUUGUAACAAUUUUAACAGCAAAGAAUAAAAAUACAUUUGACAACAUAUUUAUGAGUUACUGAGCAUUUUAAAUGUGAGUCAUCCUGUCAUCCAGGGGUUUAAAAAGUUGAUGGAGACCAUC